AUGUUCAAGCCCACACAGCCAAUGAUGGUGCGCUUGCGCUUGACCACCAAACAGGUCAAUGGGGGCUACUACAAGGGAAACCGGACCGGCUCCAUGGGUCACUUCGACAAGAGAGGCACAUACAGGCCUGAUCUGUCAAAGCACCGUGUUUAUAUGGCUGCGGAAAAGCUCGAAAUUCCUGGGAGGCAUUAUACUCCUGAGACUUCGAAGGAGCCAUUCACGCUUGCCCCCUUCGUCACAAAUCACAUGAAAAAAACACCGUCAAACUACGUCCAAGACAUUGAGAGAAGAGGCCGACGGGUUACCGUGAUCAGAGGAUUUGAGGGCAACGACUAUUUGGAGAAGUGGGCCGAGACCACCGAAGCCGAAGAGGCCCGACUACAACCAGCACCCGAGAAGACCAAGACAAUUGGGUCCAAACAGACCCAGCAGACUGAGAGGCAUGAGAAGACUGAGCAGAUUCUCAACCAAGAGCCGACCCGAACGCCCGAGACCCCUCAGCCCAAGUCCAGCAAGUUCCUUUUCUAG
This is a messenger RNA of Penicillium coprophilum, 528 nucleotides long. Its product is annotated as mitochondrial 54S ribosomal protein mL41. The transcript has 2 exons. Lineage: Eukaryota; Fungi; Ascomycota; Eurotiomycetes; Eurotiales; Aspergillaceae. Bases 1 to 528 code for a protein of 175 amino acids. The record is from RefSeq and is a predicted model, not a curated record.